Molecule: messenger RNA, 1804 nt
Organism: Cynara cardunculus var. scolymus (artichoke)
Lineage: Eukaryota; Viridiplantae; Streptophyta; Magnoliopsida; Asterales; Asteraceae
Product: 2-oxoisovalerate dehydrogenase subunit alpha 2, mitochondrial-like
Exons: 9
Coding region: 14-1507 (497 amino acids)
Biological process (GO): branched-chain amino acid catabolic process
Molecular function (GO): oxidoreductase activity, acting on the aldehyde or oxo group of donors, disulfide as acceptor
Source: RefSeq, a predicted model, not a curated record
GUCCACCUCUCCCAUGGCUUCCUCCUGCUUUUCAAAAUCCAAAACUAUCAUCAUGCGUAAUCUCAAAUCCAAAAACUUUUUCAUGCUAGGCUUCAUCAAUCACACUUAUUCCAUUACUAAUUUGCAGUUUCCUCGCCAUCUUCUUCAUACGAUCUCAUCUCCACCAUUACCGGUUUCCAACUAUGCAAGUUCUUCACCAUAUAAUUACUCCAUUGCUUUCUCCCGUUGUUUCGCGUCGGUCUAUGGUGGAAGACGAUUAAAUACUGCUACCAGUGUUAGGAACAGCGUCGAUCAGUUAUCUACUGAAGCUCCUUUGCAGCAAGACCUAGAUUUUCCAGGUGGACGAGUUAAGUUUACCCCAAAACCGGUAUUCACAUCCAGUUCUACGGAGGAAAGGACCCCUUGUUACCGAGUGCUUAAUGACAAUGGCCAGCCAAUCCUUGAUGGAGAUUCAGUUAAGAUCAGCAAAGAACUUGCUGUCAAGAUGUAUACCAACAUGGUAACACUUCAAGUUAUGGAUACUAUCUUCUAUGAGGCACAGAGACAAGGAAGAAUAUCCUUCUAUCUUACCACAAUAGGGGAGGAGGCAAUCAACAUUGCAUCAGCAGCAGCUCUAAACUACAAUGAUUUUGUCUUCCCUCAGUAUAGGGAGCCUGGAGUACUUCUCUGGAGAGGAUUUACUUUACAAGAUUUUGCCGAUCAGUGUUUUGGAAACAAAAAUGAUAACGGAAAAGGACGGCAGAUGCCUAUCCAUUAUGGGUCUAGAAAGCACAAUUACUUUACAGUGGCAUCAACUGUAGGAACACAGAUUCCACACGCAGUUGGUGCUGCCUAUUCCUUAAAGAUGGAAAAACAAGAUGCAUGCACAGUCACGUAUUUUGGUGAUGGAGGCAGCAGUACGGGAGAUUUCCAUGCUGCUUUGAACUUUGCUGCGGUUAUGGAGGUCCCAGUAAUUUUUUUCUGUCGAAACAAUGGAUGGGCCAUUAGUACCCCAAUCAAUGAUCAGCUUCGAAGUGACGGUAUUGUUGUAAGAGGGAAGGCGUAUGGAGUUCCUAGCAUCCGAGUAGAUGGUAAUGAUGCUCUAGCUAUCUAUUCUGCUGUUCAUAAAGCACGCAAAAUGGCUAUUGAAGAACAAACACCUGUUUUAAUUGAGGCCCUCACAUACAGAGCAGGACACCACUCGACAUCAGAUGACUCAACCAAGUACCGUCCAGUUGACGAAAUAGAAAGGUGGCGAGGUGAUCAAAACCCUCUAAAGAGAUUUAGGAAAUGGAUUGAAACCAAAGGCUGGUGGAGUGAUGAGGCCGAAUCAGAACAUCGUAACGGCAUAAGGAAACAGUUAUCGCAAGCGAUUCAAGCUGCAGAGCGGGUGGAAAAACCUCCAAUUUCAGACAUAUUCAACGACGUAUAUGAUAUUCCCUCUAAAAACCUUACCGAGCAGGAGGCUUUUCUAAGAAGAACCAUCCAAAAACAUGCACAGGAUUAUCCCUCCAAUGUUCCCAUGUAAAGCGAUCAAGUCAUGUAUCAUCCCACUAAUUAUAAUAGCAUCAGGAUUCUAGAUCGAAACCAUUUUACAUAUCCAUGGCUUCCAAUUAGAUUCGUUAGCAAGUUGAAUCUCACACAAUGAUUACUACUUGUUAAGAUUCAUGCAUACAACCCGUAUAGCCCGAUAGGUGAACCUAAAUGGGGUUUAUGGUCUCCACGAGCACUAGGUGUAGCACACGAGGGCAGGAUGUCGUGCUUUCGUCUGUUUCGUCAAGGAAAACAAUCUUUAUAGUUUUUAAUAAUCAUUGGUGUUCAGUCC